Hipposideros armiger (great roundleaf bat) is the source of this 4283-nucleotide messenger RNA. RefSeq names its product heparan sulfate 6-O-sulfotransferase 1 (gene HS6ST1). The coding region runs from base 302 to 1537 and encodes 411 amino acids. The transcript has 2 exons. The record is from RefSeq and is a predicted model, not a curated record. NCBI's taxonomy places the organism in Eukaryota, Metazoa, Chordata, Mammalia, Chiroptera, Hipposideridae. Gene Ontology annotation, cellular component: membrane. Gene Ontology annotation, molecular function: heparan sulfate 6-sulfotransferase activity.
CGGGGCAGGCGAACUGCGAAGACGCGGCAGCGUGCGGGGCGGCGCAGAGCCCUCUCGGCGCGUAGCGGAGCUGUGGUGUGGUGUGCGGCUGUGCGGGCCCGCAGCCGAGGCCGGGAUCGGGCCGGGGAGCCAGGACAGGCGGGGAGCAGCCAUGGCACCGCUCAGAGCCAGGGCCCGAUCCGCUGCGGGCAGGCUGGGCGCCGAAUAGGCAGGCCGGGCCGCGGGCGGAGGCAGCUGCACUCGCGCCCCGCGCCCUCACAGGCCCAGCGCCCCGCGCCCCGGCUGCCGGCGAUGGUGACACAUGUGGCGGCGGCGCGCCGGCGGCAGGACCAUGGUUGAGCGCGCCAGCAAGUUCGUGCUGGUGGUGGCGGGCUCGGCGUGCUUCAUGCUCAUCCUGUACCAGUACGCGGGCCCGGGGCUGAGCCUGGGCGCGCCAGGCGGCCGCGCGCCGCCCGAUGAUCUAGACCUCUUCCCCACGCCCGACCCGCACUACGAGAAGAAGUACUACUUCCCGGUGCGCGAGCUGGAGCGCUCGCUGCGCUUCGACAUGAAAGGCGACGACGUGAUCGUCUUUCUGCACAUCCAGAAGACGGGCGGCACCACCUUUGGCCGCCACCUCGUGCAGAAUGUGCGCCUCGAAGUGCCCUGCGACUGCCGGCCAGGCCAGAAGAAGUGCACCUGCUACCGGCCAAACCGCCGCGAGACCUGGCUCUUCUCCCGCUUCUCUACGGGCUGGAGCUGCGGGCUGCACGCCGACUGGACGGAGCUCACCAACUGCGUGCCCGGCGUGCUGGACCGCCGCGACCCCACCGCGCUGCGCACGCCCAGGAAGUUCUACUACAUCACCCUGCUGCGAGACCCAGUGUCCCGCUACCUGAGUGAGUGGCGGCACGUGCAGCGGGGGGCCACAUGGAAGACAUCUCUGCACAUGUGUGACGGGCGCACGCCCACACCCGAGGAGCUGCCGCCCUGCUAUGAGGGCACGGACUGGUCCGGCUGCACGCUGCAGGAGUUCAUGGACUGCCCCUACAACCUGGCCAACAACCGCCAGGUGCGCAUGCUGGCCGACCUGAGCCUGGUGGGCUGCUACAACCUGUCCUUCAUCCCCGAGGGCAAGCGGGCCCAGCUGCUGCUGGAGAGUGCCAAGAAGAACCUGCGGGGCAUGGCUUUCUUCGGCCUGACGGAGUUUCAGCGCAAGACGCAGUACCUGUUCGAGAGGACAUUCAACCUCAAGUUCAUCCGGCCCUUCAUGCAAUACAAUAGCACGAGAGCGGGCGGCGUGGAGGUGGACGAGGAUACGAUUCGGCGUAUCGAGGAGCUCAACGACCUGGACAUGCAGCUCUAUGACUACGCCAGGGACCUCUUCCAGCAGCGCUACCAGUACAAGCGGCAGCUGGAGCGCAGGGAGCAGCGCCUGCGCAGCCGCGAGGAGCGCCUGCUGCACCGCGCCAAAGAGGCGCCGCCUCGCGAGGACGCGGAGGAGCCGGGCCGCGUGCCCACCGAGGACUACAUGAGCCACAUCAUCGAGAAGUGGUAGUGGCGGCCCCGCGGGGAGGCCCCUGGGAUGGUCGGCACGGGGAGGUGAAAUCAGACAGGCAGCGCACGCGGGCCUGCCCAGAACUCUACGGGAAGAGAGUCCCAGAUCCACUCACCAAAAGGCAGAUGCGUCCUGAACAAAGAUCAGGGAGUGGGACUGGUGGCCCAGUGGAGUCGGUUCUCACUGUUUCUUCCCAGCCUGGGAUCUGAGAAACCAACCGGUGCCGCCCACUGGCUCAGCGGAAAGCGUGCUUGAAGGACGCCCCAGUCAGGCCGGCACAGACCAGGGGUAAGGGGGCGUCCCUGCUCUCCAGGCCCUCACCUCACUGUCACAACAGCCGAGAGUUUGAAGACAAGGAAAAGGCAGUGGAGCCGAGCGUGGGGAGUGGCCCUGCCAGACCGGGAAUGUAUCCCACGCCUGCUAUGCAUAUAUCUGCUCUCUCCCUGCAUAAGUCAGUAGGGGUUUGUUCCCCAGGCUCAGGCCAUCCCAGCAUCCCCUUGGCCUCCAGUGGCUCCAUUGCCCCAGGCCUGUAUGAAGCCCCCUCCCCAGGAACACAGGCAGCCAUUUGAGGUAUUGUCAGGAAAGGAGCUCCACGCUUGUCUGUCUUCAAUGUCAGUGCCACCUGUAUGAAGUCAAGAAGACUAGUCCAGCCCCUGGGUAGCCCCCUCCCCUCUCUAGCUUCCUGCUUUGGGUCAGGAGAUUAGAGGACACCUCCUGGCCUGCCCGCUUCCAUUUUCCACAGUCCUCAGACUGAGGAGGCUGUGAGGGGAUGGGCCCCACACUGCACUACCCCCUGCCCGCUUUCCCAGGCAGAGAGCAUCCACGAGUGGAAAGACUGUGUCCGAGCUGGCCUUUGGGGUGACCACCCAGUUAGACCAGCUCAGACAGGAAGGUGGAUGGAAACUGAGGGCCUCCUUGCCCCAUUUUCCUUUCUGACCCCUUGGACUUGUUAGUGGAAUGCCACAGCCCCAAGCCAUCACUUGGACAUUUAUUCAGGGCUCAUACCCCAUGGCUCCCACCACCUGAUGUAUAAAAGUCCAGGUAAGCCUCCACUGGCAGGAACACACGGACCACAGCUGCUGCCCAUGAGCCAUACCUCAAGGCACAGUGGUUCUGGAUGGCCAAGAAAGGGGACUCGGGCUUUCAGAUUCUCAGUAGGGUUGCAAGGAAUGGCUCUGGAUGCCUCCCUGAUAUGCAGAUUCACAGCCCUCCCCGCCCUGAGCUCUCCCUACAUUUCCCUGCCCUACCCUUCCCCCACCCCCCACCCCCCACCUCCAAGCUGGUCGUGUGCUGUUUCCAGCAGCCCUGCAGAGUGGAGAAGCCAUGUUACAUAUCCGUUGUAGACACUUUCCCCAAGUCCAUUCUCUCCCAUGCUCAAGGAGGCCAGACCAGUGCCUCAUUUGGGUGUGCCCUGUAUUCUGGGGUACUGGGUGUGAGCCCCACACCGUUGGGGAUGGGUGUCCCAUCUCUUCAGAAAAGGAAGCACAUGUGCCCAGAGGACCACGGACCACAUGGCAAGAGGCUGGCAAGGGCAGCAGCUUCAUAGGCAGAUCCUGCCAGCAGUUCCCUGCUCCUGGCUCCCUCUGCCAUCCCAGCUGUCCCACCAGAGAGUGAGGAGUGGGGGAGCAGGGAACCUUCCAUAGCUCAGGAAGAGCCAAAUUGGUGUCAAAUGAAGGGGCUGCCCAAGAGGAAAUGGCUUUAGUCUUUGCUUGUCUGGCAUAAGGGCCCCACCUUGCAGCUUCCUACACUGGCCACUUCAUCUUGUAGUCCAAGAGCAGAGCAGUCAGCAGGCUGUGAUGGGCACCGUGCCAGCCCCACCCAGGACCACCCCCAGGAAUGGGCAUAUCAUGCUGAGGAGGUGAGCCCCCAGGUGACUUAAUGACUCUUUCAAAGGGAAGUGAAGGACAGCGUGGGGGUGGGGGAUCUGCUCUGAUUCUCAGCAUUGGGGCAAGCAUGUUCCAGGGAGAAGGGUGAUAUGUUCACAAGAGCUCUGGGGGCUUGUGACCUCCAGUCGGGAGGUGGCCGACUCCAAGGUAUAAGUGGAGAGCCCACGCCCAUUCUGCCUGGGGCCUGGCUCAAGAAGAUGGCUCUCCUUACGGCGGGCCUGCGCAUAGGCUCUGUUCUGUACAUAUUGGAAUGUUUUAACUUAUGGCCUGUUGUCCCAGUUCACACGGAAACACGGGUCUCUCCUCAGUUGCUUUGCUGCAUCUAGAAAGCAGUCCUUCUCCGGGCAGCACCCAGGCUGAGCUGCCCAGAAAUGCAGUGCCCCUCAGCCCCUUGGGGCUCCAGUCUGGCACUUUCCACUUAGGCCACCUGCUUUGGGGUGAAGGUUCCUGGUGCCUACAACAUCUCCGAUGCCAGGGCUGGGCUCCACAAACAGCACAGGGCAGCCUACCCAGGGGCCCUUCCCAGGGCUGAGAGGACAGAAGCAAUCACGUGGGGAGCAAACCACUCACUUCCCACACAGGCCUGCAAUGUCCCCUCCUGGACGAGGAACGGGGGACGACAGAAUUGUCCGAGCAAUGAGUCUAUGAACUUUUGGGGAACUGGAAGUGUUUAACUUGAACCCAGGAACGUUUAAAGCUUUAUUUAUUUAUAGCUUCUUAAAAAAAAAAAAAAGUGUUAAGAAAUCUUUUGGUUAUUCAUACAAAAAAAUGAGUUGAUGGAAAAGCAAGUCAUAAUCAUCUAAUUGUUUUUGUCUAGGGCAAGAGUGAAUGUUAGCAGAUGAAAUAAACCCUGAAAAGGA